Sebastes umbrosus (honeycomb rockfish) is the source of this 919-nucleotide messenger RNA. Its product is annotated as laminin subunit alpha-3-like. NCBI's taxonomy places the organism in Eukaryota, Metazoa, Chordata, Actinopteri, Perciformes, Sebastidae. The record is from RefSeq and is a predicted model, not a curated record. The transcript has 6 exons. Gene Ontology annotation, cellular component: basement membrane. Gene Ontology annotation, biological process: axon guidance. The coding region runs from base 224 to 919 and encodes 231 amino acids. Gene Ontology annotation, molecular function: extracellular matrix structural constituent.
UGGACCUUGAGCCUCACUGUACACUACACUGAUCCACGCUUACUGUUACCUUACUAACCAUCCUGCUUUUCUUAAUGCGUCUCACAUGAACAGCUCCAAGGUUCACCUGCUGCAGGGUUCACCUGGACUGGGAGGAGGAGGAGCUCUCUUAGAGAGAGAGAGAGACAGAGAGAGGAAGUUUUUGUUCACUGCUACACUCACAUGGCUGACUGAAUAACUGAUAAUGCAGUGGAAUAUAUCUUUGCUUUGCAGCGUAGUGUGGUUGUUUUUGCUUUGCUUUGCUCCGGUUAGCAGCUCUACUGAGAAACGCUCAACGUGUAGGCAUGACAGACACAGUCAGAUCCAUCUGAGGACACACAGCACAAAAAAGUUCUGUGAUCCUUCCUUCAGCAACCAGACAGCAGCAGGCGCUAUCACGCAGAAGUGCAGCUCUGGCUUCUACAGAGAGUGGACCGGACCGUACAGGGGUCAGUGUGUGUCGUGUAGCUGCAACGGACUCUCCAACGACUGUGAUGAGCAAACAGGGAACUGCGUGAACUGUCAGUUCGACGCCACCGGAGACCGCUGUGAACGGUGUAAAGAGGGUUACUAUAGAAACGCAGCCAACAGGGCCUGCCGUGCCUGUCCGUGCCCCUUUACAUGGAACAAUUUUGCUCUGGCCUGUCUGGACGUCGGCUCAGGAGCGGUUGAAUGUUUGUGUAAACGAGGUUACAGUGGAGCCAGAUGUGAGAGAUGUGCGUUUGGUUACUACGGCAGUCCAAUGUGGUACGGAGGCAGCUGCAAGCCCUGCAACUGCAAGGACGGCUUGAACAUUUGUGAUUCUAUCACUGGAGAGUGCAUCACAUCUGGUAACAGCAGCUGUGGUGCUCACUGCCAUGGUGAGUUUGUGUUGAAGAUUCAUCUAACAGUCAUGCUUUGA